AUGUCAAAUGCCCCGAUGAAACGCAUCUGUGUGGCCCUACUGACUUUAUCCGUACUCGUCCCGUUGCUCAUCUUCACCGUUGUCGGCAUCCUCGGCGAGGAGAUCAACCACCACCGCUACACGUCUUUUCAUGACUUCCAAUUGGCCGUCGUCUCCAUGGGAAUCUAUGGGGUGAUCACGCGCAAACGAGAAUUCAUCAUCUUCACGCUUCUCUCAUCCCUGAUCGCCGUCGUCGCCACCGUCAAGGGGUUUCUCUACGCGUUCAGCGUGGUCAGUCCCUCCACCUCGCUGUCUUGCGACCGCUCGGAAGCUGCAGAGUCCGAGACGCAAUGCGCCAUCUGGGACGUGUUGCUGCUCGUCUUCCUCGCCGCGUUGAUGGUCUACACGGCAAUGUCAGCACUUGUCGUCGGGCGACGGAUGUACGAAGAUGUGGAUAGUGAGGAGAGAUUCGAUGUGAGCAUGCGGUCAACCUUUCAACUUCUCAAGGGCAACGCCGUCGAGCCGUCCACCUCAUCGGAGAGCGCU
Mesorhabditis spiculigera is the source of this 525-nucleotide messenger RNA. NCBI's taxonomy places the organism in Eukaryota, Metazoa, Nematoda, Chromadorea, Rhabditida, Rhabditidae. The record is from the annotation of a GenBank genome assembly.